This is a messenger RNA of Penicillium oxalicum, 1362 nucleotides long. RefSeq names its product AA9 family lytic polysaccharide monooxygenase. Lineage: Eukaryota; Fungi; Ascomycota; Eurotiomycetes; Eurotiales; Aspergillaceae. The transcript has a single exon. The record is from RefSeq and is a predicted model, not a curated record. The coding region runs from base 1 to 1362 and encodes 453 amino acids.
AUGUCUGUCUCCAAGAUUGCCGGUAUCCUCCUCGGAUCGGCCGCCAUGGUCGCCGGUCACGGUUAUGUCACCGGGGCUGUCGUUGACGGUCAAUACUACAACGGCUACCGCGCCGACUCUUACGGCUACAUGGCCGACCCCCCCAAGGUCAUUGGCUGGACCACCAGCGUCCGUGACAACGGCUUCGUCGACGGCUCCAGCUACUCGUCUCCCGACAUCAUCUGCCACCGCGAUGCUACCCCUGGCGGUAUCUCCGCCCCCAUCAAGGCCGGUGGUAAGGUCGAGCUCCAGUGGACUGAGUGGCCCGAGAGCCACAAGGGUCCCGUCAUCAACUACCUCGCCAAGUGCGAUGGUGACUGCUCAUCCGCCGACAAGGCCAGCCUCAAGUGGUUCAAGAUCGAGGCCGAGGGUCUCCUCGAGGGCAACAAGUGGGCCUCGGACGCACUCAUUGCCAACAACAACAGUGCCUCUGUGACCAUCCCCACCUCCAUUGCGCCUGGCAACUACGUUCUCCGUCACGAGAUCAUUGCUCUGCACUCUGCCAACAACAAGGAUGGCGCCCAGAACUACCCCCAGUGCUUCAACCUGAAGGUCACUGGUGGUGGCAGCGACUCCCCCGCCGGUGUCGCCGGUACCUCCCUGUACAAGGACACCGACCCCGGUAUCCUCGUCAACAUCUACUCCAACCUGAAGAGCUACGUGAUCCCCGGUCCCGCUGUCUACUCUGCCGGCUCCUCUUCUUCGUCCUCUGGCUCCGACUCCGCCGCCCCGGCGACCACUGCCACUCCCUCUGCCACUUCCGUUAGUUCUUCCCCAAGCUCCAGCUCCAUCGUGAGCCCUUCCCAGACCCCCGUCCAGCCCAAGUCUACUCGCCUACCCCGCCCUUCGCCAAGCGGACGCCCAAAGAAGCACUGCAAGCCCAAGAACAAGAAGAAGAUCGCCACGACGACCGCUUCUGCUGUUCCUUCCGCUGCUACUGCCACUACCACCACCAUUGUCGGACAAGCCACCGCUACCAUUCCAGCGCAAGUUACUGACUCGAUUCCUGCACAGACUCCUAGCGCCGAUGACUCCGUCACCGUCACCGCCAGCGCUGGAGGCCAAUCCGCUGCCAGCGCUACCUCCGUCCCCAGCAGCAACUCUGGCUCUUCCUCGGGCUCUUCCUCCUCGGGCUCUUCCUCCUCGGGCUCUUCUUCCUCGGGCUCUGCUCCCUCCUCUUCCGGCUCCAGCUCCUACAACUCCAACGACUGGUCCUCCUACCUCAGCUCCCUGAGCGCCGAGCAGGCCCUGAGCGUUGUCCGUGACACCCUCAAGUGGCUCGUCAGUGACCAGAAGGUUCACGCCCGUGACCUUCGCGUUUAA